Messenger RNA from Topomyia yanbarensis, 1285 nucleotides. It is a transcript of the gene mRpS31, whose product is annotated as small ribosomal subunit protein mS31. The coding region runs from base 105 to 1226 and encodes 373 amino acids. Gene Ontology annotation, molecular function: structural constituent of ribosome. Gene Ontology annotation, cellular component: mitochondrial small ribosomal subunit. The transcript has 3 exons. The record is from RefSeq and is a predicted model, not a curated record. NCBI's taxonomy places the organism in Eukaryota, Metazoa, Arthropoda, Insecta, Diptera, Culicidae.
AUCAACAAACAAAACCACGAGAUCGGUGCGCUUGCGGAAGACAAAAAUUAUCCUGCUUAAAAUUUAAUUAUUCUGCUAAAAAUCAAGCAAUUUAAUAUCUCAAGAUGCUUCAGGGUAUUCGUUUAAAUCUCAACCGGUUAUAUAAGAGAUCCCACAGUUUGCGGUUGAUUGUAAACAGUGAUUUCUGCUCGGAUUCUGGCCAGCGGGAUGAUGGUGGAAACGAAAAGAAAAUUCCGUCGAAGCCAGAAAAGCAAGUUGAUAAGUCUGAUCGCAAAUCUACAGCCACCAUGAACCGUUUAAAUGAAUUGCUAUCGAUGAUGAGUACUAAUACUGAGGUUAAGCUGAUAAAAAAGGUACAAAUAGCGAAGCCUCAAAGUAAUCGAAGAGAAAGAAGUAAAGAGUCGAAGGAGAAAAGUUCCAAAAAAGAAGAUUCAGAUUCGGACGACGAAAAACCGGCCAAUUUAGAAAAAGCAACGCGACAGGUAGCCGUUUCACUCGGAGGCGAUGCAAAGAAGACCGAAGCUGAGCUAUUAGCGAAGUUGUUAGGGAGGUCAGAAGCUGGUGGUGAUAGUUUGAGUGACAUCAUCACUGGCAUGCAGGUUGAUAAAGAUGGUUCUAAGCAGCGUGAAGAUAUUCAACUAACGAGGAGCAGCGUAGUACGGAAGUCAAUUGAGAGAAAAGCUAUGAAAGAGCAUCCAGGAACCGCCCGCGAGCGGAAGCGACCCACGGUAAUGGUACAACGGACUGGAGCUAGUGUCAAACUAUUUGGGGAAGAGCCAUUGAACAUUUUUACAGAUCCAACUACACUCGAGGAUAGUCCGGAUAUGUUGAAAACGUGGAAAAAGCUUCAGGAUCGGGAGCUUCGUUUGGCUGUAGCCCAUCCACCGGCGAAUCAUUUCCAAAAAAUGGCACUGUGGACCGAGCAGGGUAAGCUAUGGAAAUUCCCAAUCAACAACGAGCAGGGAUUGGAAGAGGAAGCGAAAGUUUCCUUCACGGAUCACAUUUUCCUCGAGGAACACCUGGAAGGAUGGUGUCCUCAGCGGGGUCCCAUCAGACACUUUAUGGAACUGGUGUGUGUUGGUCUUUCGAAAAAUUAUUUCAUUUCUGCGCAGGAGAAGAAAGAGCAUAUUCUUUGGUUCCGAGAUUAUUUUGAGCAGAAGAAGGAUUUGUUACAGCAGGUCAUCGUGCAACAGUCUGAAGCGAGUGAAAAGCAAAUCGAAAAGUAAAUUGAUUGACAUGUCGGUGAUAGUAAAGCAUUAAUUUAAUAUUUCAAAUUCACAUAGAA